AUGGAGUCGUUUAGGGAAGCCGCUUUGGCGCUUGGUUUGUUGCAAUUUAAUACAUAUAUAGAAGAAACGCUUGAGGAAGCUGCUGCAUUUCAAAUGCCAUCUGCACUCAUAUUGUUAUUUGCUACUCUUCUGGUUUAUUGUUCUCCAACUGAUCCUACGAUUUUAUGGAGAAAAUUUGAAUUGGACUUUUCUAGAGAUUAUGAGCUGCAUAAACAAUAUAAUGACUACUCUCCCGCUCAAAUUAGAGGAUUGAUUCUAGCUGAUGUUAAUAGAUCGCUUCAGCAGAUAAGUACAACCAUUGCUGCCUAUCAGUUGCCAUUAGAUGAUCUUGUUAGUGUAGAUCAGCAAAAGUAUGCUUAUGACACCAUUCUGCAAGCAUGCUUUGCUUCGCAAGGGCAUUCUUUUUUUAUUGAUGGUCCUGGAAGUACCAGUAAAACCUUUUUAUACCGGUCGCUGCUUGCUACUUUGAGAUUACAAGGUUUUAUAGCCAUUGCAGUAGCAACCUCUGGAAUUGCAGCAUCUAUCCUACCUGGGGGAAGAACUGCACACUCUAGGUUCAAAAUACCUCUUGAUUUCUCAAAAAACAGAACCUGCCAGCUUAGCAAGCAAGGCAGUGUUGCGAGACUGCUCUUAAAGUCAAAACUAAUCUUAUGGGAUGAGGCUUCCAUGGCAAAACGAGCAACUAUUGAGGCAUUUGAUGAUUUGCUUAGAGACAUAAUGGAAUCUAAACUGCCUUUUGGGGGUAAAGUUGUUGUAUUUGAUGGGGAUUUUCGACAAACACUACCUGUUAUUGAGCAAGCAACAAAGGAAAUUCUUUUGCAGUCAUGUUUUCUCAAUUCUCCAUUGUGGUAUAAACUUCAUAAACUGAAGUUGACAGAAAACAUGCGAGCUAUAUUAGAUCCUCAAUUUUCUGAAUUCUUGUUAAGAGUUGGUGAAGGGCGUGAACCUAUUGACUUCAGCGGUGAAAUAACCUUGCCAAGAGAUUUAGUCAUUCCUUAUUAUGAUAAAGAAGAGUCCUUAAACAGGUUACUAUACUCUGUAUUUCCAGAUUUUACUCUCUAUUCCCAGGAUCCAUAUAGCAUGAUUAAUAGAUGUAUUCUCAUCCCUAAAAAUACCUCGGUUGAUGAGCUGAAUGAUAUAAUGAUUAGAAGGUUUCCUGGAGAACUUCAGACUUACAUUAGUUUUGACAAAACUGUUGAUCAGUGGCACCAAGGGGAUUAUGAGGAUUUUCUUAAUUCUUAA
Messenger RNA from Coffea eugenioides, 1242 nucleotides. Its product is annotated as ATP-dependent DNA helicase PIF2-like. Gene Ontology annotation, biological process: telomere maintenance; DNA repair. Gene Ontology annotation, molecular function: DNA helicase activity. NCBI's taxonomy places the organism in Eukaryota, Viridiplantae, Streptophyta, Magnoliopsida, Gentianales, Rubiaceae. The coding region runs from base 1 to 1242 and encodes 413 amino acids. The transcript is spliced from 3 exons. The record is from RefSeq and is a predicted model, not a curated record.